Molecule: messenger RNA, 384 nt
Organism: Staurois parvus
Lineage: Eukaryota; Metazoa; Chordata; Amphibia; Anura; Ranidae
Source: the annotation of a GenBank genome assembly
CACAGGAAAGUCUGCCUGUCUGUUAGCUGGCCACCCCGGACCCUGCAUUCUCUAUAUCUGGUCUCCCCGGACCCUGCAUCACUAUAUCCGUCUCCCCGGACCCUGCAUUCUCUAUAUCCGCUCUCCCCGGACCCUGCAUUCACUAUAUCCGCUCUCCCCGGACCCUGCAUUCACUAUAUCUGGUCUCCCAGGACCCUGCAUUCACUAUAUCUGAUCUCCCCGGACCCUGCAUUCACUAUAUCCGCUCUCCCCGGACCCUGCAUUCUCUAUAUCUGGUCUCCCAGGACCCUGCAUUCACUAUAUCUGAUCUCCCAGGACCCUGCAUUCACUAUAUCUGGUCUCCCCGGACCCUGCAUUCACUAUAUCUGAUCUCCCCGGACCCUG